This is a messenger RNA of Manihot esculenta (cassava), 2868 nucleotides long. RefSeq lists its product as uncharacterized. The record is from RefSeq and is a predicted model, not a curated record. The transcript is spliced from 7 exons. Bases 493 to 2466 code for a protein of 657 amino acids. Lineage: Eukaryota; Viridiplantae; Streptophyta; Magnoliopsida; Malpighiales; Euphorbiaceae.
AAUAGCAAGGAGGAGAAGGAGAAGAAGAGAGAGAAGCGAGGACCGGAGAGAUGAAAGAGAAAUAGAGACGUAAAAAACAACACACAACAGAUGCACAUAUGCACAAAAACACCUUAGCACAACGUCAGAUGUUUCAAAAAUAAGAAAAGAAACCGAAGAGAAGAAGAAAAGAUCGAAACCUCUCCCUUUCUCUUUUGCUGCCAUUGAAACCCUAGCGACACCAUGGAUCAAUCAAUAUCUUUAUGCUGCUUCCAUUGAUUCUCAAUUUGUUCUUCUGCCUCGUCCUAAACGGAGAGAUUGAAUGGAUCCAACUCUAAUGGCCAGUAAACCGCCGCCUGAUCAGAAUCUUCUACGCCUUCAAUCCUCCGAUAGGGUUUCAAGUCGGAUAUAACGUUAAGAACCAAGAACGGAUUAAUUUAAUUGUUUGUCUUUUGCUGUUUGAUUGUUAUUUUGUUUGAAUUGGAGGGGCUGCGUGGAUAGAACUCUACGCCAAUGGCGCCGGCUAAAGGAUGUGUGUUCUUGUUGGACAAAGUCAGAAGAUGUGUACGCACGGUUAUUUUCAUGGUGGCGAUGGUGGCGUCUCUGCUGGUGUCGUCUAUGCCGGUGCUGGUGGCGAUUGGGGAUGUAUUGGUGCCAUGCGUGUUGGUUUCCAGUUUUACUUGUUUGAGUUGCUAUAGAUUUAAGGAGCAUUUGCAUAGAUACGCCUUCAAGAGCUCCUUGACGGAUAUUCCUAUUGUUUCCGUUGUCAGAUCUCUUAUCAUAAUCUGUGUUUAUUUGAUGUGUGAUGCCCCUGCUCUCUCAUAUGGUCCCUACCUUGGAACUGUGACCCUCUGUUCUGUUUUUUCAGUUCUUCUUCUUUCAGUUAAGGCUUGUGUUUUCACUGUGAAUUCUCAAAUUGAGGCUGAAGCUUCAACUUCCCUUGCAAGGCAAAAACUCCACUUGAAGAAAUCAUGGGGAAUGCCUGUCUUGUUUCUUUCAUCAGUGGUCUUUGCUCUUGGCCACACUGUGGUUGCGUACAGAACGAGUUGCAGAGCGAGGAGAAAACUUUUGUUUCACCGAGUUGAUCCUGAAGCUGUGCUGUCUUGCAAAAAUGUUUUCUCUGGUUACCAGAAGGUGCCACGGUCUCCCACUCCAACUGCAGGAAGAACCCCGAAAAGCGACAGUGAAAUGAGGCGAAAGCCAUUUGGAACUGUUCACAAUGAAGGGGAACUCCCAAUCAGAUUACUUGCUGACAUAGAUAGCUUAUUCAUUACAUGCCAAGGGCUUACUGUACACUACAAGCUCUGCUUGCCUAGCUCGCCCCCUCGCUCUUUAUCUUCUACUGCUUUUCUUGAACCUUCUCCAAGCUGUAGCUCACCGAAGAUGACAGUAGGACGGCUUAAGCUUGAGAGGCAGCCAUUCAAUGCACCAUUGAAUAUCCAGCAUAAUCUGCAUAGGAGUUACAGCAAUCAAUUUCCCAGUUCUUCCCUAUAUUCUCCACUAUUAGAUGUUUCUCCAACUUCUCCUGUACUUUCUGAAGAAAUUCCUGUUUUAAAUCUAGAUGAUUCUGUUGAGGAGAAUGAAAAUAGCAAUAUGAACUCUGAAUCUCCUGAGCUAGAUAUGGAGGAAAGUGGCCAGUAUGGUAUUGUUUUAAUUCAUGGCUUUGGGGGAGGUGUCUUCUCAUGGAGGCAUGUAAUGGGGGUUCUUGGUCGGCAGGUUGGUUGCACAGUUGCUGCUUUUGAUCGGCCUGGUUGGGGAUUAACUUCUCGGCCUCGCCGGAAGGAUUGGGAAGAUAAAGAAUUGCCAAAUCCUUAUAAGCUUGAAACUCAGGUUGACCUGCUUCUUGCUUUCUGUUCUGAGAUGGGGUUUUCUUCAGUGGUGCUUGUUGGUCAUGAUGAUGGAGGCUUGCUUGCUCUGAUGGCUGCACAAAGGCUUCAAACAUCUGUGAAUUCUUACAAUGUUACAAUAAAGGCACUGGUAUUGCUAAAUGUCAGCUUGUCAAGAGAAGUGGUUCCUGCUUUUGCUAGGAUACUCUUGCGCACUUCACUUGGGAAGAAGCACCUGGUGCGUCCUCUUCUUCGAACAGAAAUUGUUCAAGUGGUGAACAGGCGUGCAUGGUAUGACUCUACCAAACUAACAGCAGAGACUUUAAGUCUCUAUAAGGCUCCUCUAUAUGUAGAAGGAUGGGAUGAAGCACUCCAUGAGAUAGGUAAACUUUCAUGUGAGACUGUCCUUUCACCACAGAUUUAUGCAUCAUUGCUGAAAGCGGUGGAAAAUAUGCCGGUGUUAGUCAUUGCUGGAGCUGAAGAUGCCCUUGUCCCUCUCAAGUCCUCUCAAGUUAUGGCUUCAAAACUUGUAAAUUCUAGACUGGUUGCCAUAUCUGGAUGUGGCCAUCUUCCACAUGAGGAGUGCCCUAAGGCAUUACUUGCGGCUAUGUCGCCCUUCAUAAGCAGACUAUUGUUGAGAUCAGAUUUGGAAAACCAAUAGGGUACCUCUCUUUUUAAGUUAUCAAUAGGUUUGUAUCUGUUGUAGGGGUUUUUUUCGUCUUUUCCUUACCUCACCUUUCUUCCCUCGUUCUCUCUCUCUCUCUCUCUUUUUUCUUGUUUUUGUUUUCUUCCAAGCAAAUUACCCUAGAGGGGGACAAAUACCGUCUCUCCUAAGUGGUAUUUUUGGUGUAUCCUGAUUCCAUGGGGGGUUUUUAUAUAGGCUAUCACAUGUAGUUCUAAUAUGUUCUCCUUAAAAUUUUCCUCGUGAAGAUCCAAGUAAUUGAAAGCUUAUUUGAAAAGUUCAUGCUGUUUCCCACUAAGGAGUGGGAAAUGGUGCAUAUCUUGUACAUUCUUCUGAUUUGAAUGCAUGCAUUCGAGAAUGGUGUUUCAAAGUGUUUCGAAA